Eimeria mitis is the source of this 1743-nucleotide messenger RNA. RefSeq lists its product as uncharacterized. Gene Ontology annotation, molecular function: transcription cis-regulatory region binding. Bases 1 to 1743 code for a protein of 580 amino acids. Lineage: Eukaryota; Apicomplexa; Conoidasida; Eucoccidiorida; Eimeriidae. The transcript has 3 exons. Gene Ontology annotation, cellular component: nucleus. The record is from RefSeq and is a predicted model, not a curated record. Gene Ontology annotation, biological process: regulation of transcription by RNA polymerase II.
AUGCGUUUGUUGUCUUUACCUGAAAGAAGCCGCCGCUGUCUUUCUGCUGCUGUCUUUAGGGUGCUGCAUUGCCCCCUCUCUCACCCUGUCUCUGCUUUCUCUCCCCCUCCCCCCCAGCAGCAGCAGCAGCAGCAGCAGCAGCAGCAGCAGCAGCAGCAGGAGCAGCAGCAGGAGGAUGAGGAUGAGGAGGAGGAGAGGGUGUGGGUUGCUGAGGAUUUGUUUUUGUUUGCUGCUGUUGAUAGUUUGUCUCUUCUUUGUUCUUUAUUGAUGUGUAAAGGAGAGGAGACAACUGUCUCCUCUCUGCAGCGGCUAAAUGUUGCUGCUGCGCCAGCAGCAAGACAAGGAGAUAUGGAGCAGCAGCAGCAGCAGCAGCAGCAGCAGCAGCAGCAGCAGCAGCAGCAGCAGGAGCAGCAGCAGCAGCAGCAGUAUCUAUUCUCAACCCCCCACAGCUUCCCUGCUCACCCCUCGCUGCUGCUGCUGCUGCUGCUGCAGCACAUGGCCACAGGCACAACCAGCUGCUGCCGAGCCUUCAUGCUGCUGAGCAGCAGGGGGGGCCCCCCUCUAACCCCCAAAGAGGAGAAGUUUAUUAGUGCUUUUUCGUUGCUAGAUAGAGACGAAAAAGAGACAAAAAAAGAAACAAAAAAAGAGACAAAAGGAGACAAUACAAUUACUUCUUUUCUCCAGGGAGGAGACCUCUCUCUUCUCUAUAGAUCGGUGUCCUUGCUAACCGGGGUAUUCAGCUGGCGAGCUCAGACUUAUCUAUUCAGGUGUCUACUCAGCCCCAAAGAGCAGCCACUGCCUGACGCUGCAUGCGCUGCAGUUCUUAUACUUAUAAAGCAGCGGUGGUGUGCUCAGGUGCUGCAGCAGCACAAGCUCCAGCAGCAGCAGCAGCAGCAGCAGCAGCAGCAGCAGCAGCAGGAGCAGCAGGAGCAGCGGGAGGAAAACGGACUUGUACCAGCAGCAGCAGCAGCAGCAGAACCAUCACAAGAUGCAGCAGAACCAGCAGCAGCAGCAGCAGCACCAGCAGCAGCAGCAGCAGCAGCAGCAGCACCAGCAGCAGCAGCACCAGCAGCAGCAGCAGCAGCAGCAGCAGCAGCAGGAGACAAAGAAGCAGCAGGAGAAGCAGGAAAAGAAGAGAAUAAUAUAGAUAUAAAUUUAAAUAUUUUGGUUUUUAUAGUAACAACACAACUCAUCGCUAGACACGAGCCAAUAGCAGAAGGCUCAGAGAGAAUCUCCUGCGUUCUUAACUGGCUUAAGCUUAUCUUUCUCCCCAGCCCCAGCAGCAGCAGCAGCAGCAGCAGCAGCAGCAGCAGCAGCAGCAGCAGCAGCAGCAGCAGCGGCAGCAGCAGCAGCAGCAGCAGCAGCAGUGAGGGGGAGAUGGGCCCCUUCUAUCGUAUGGGUUUGCUGCUGCUGCAGCGACAGAGCCAGUCCCUGCAGGGGUGUUUAGAUCGUUUAGCUUCACAGAUGGAUGCAGAGGAGCUGCUGACGCAGCAGCAGCAGCAGCAGCAGCAGCAGCAGCAGCAGCAGCAGACACCUUUUCUUAUGGGUGGAGUGGCCCCUACAACAGCAGAUAAGAUAGAACUGAUUACACCCUGCAGCAAGAAGAGACAAGUCAAUGCUGCAUGCGAGCAACGCAUGCGUUUGGGGCUGGUUUCUUUGGUGUUGACGGAGGUACGGGGCCUAGUACAGAAAGCAAUAGUAAACAAUAAACUAAACCACAGAUCUUCUCCUCCUAGCAGCUGA